Messenger RNA from Mauremys reevesii (Reeves's turtle), 3321 nucleotides. It is a transcript of the gene MAN1B1, whose product is annotated as mannosidase alpha class 1B member 1. The record is from RefSeq and is a predicted model, not a curated record. NCBI's taxonomy places the organism in Eukaryota, Metazoa, Chordata, Testudines, Geoemydidae. The coding region runs from base 113 to 2116 and encodes 667 amino acids. Gene Ontology annotation, molecular function: calcium ion binding; mannosyl-oligosaccharide 1,2-alpha-mannosidase activity. The transcript is spliced from 13 exons. Gene Ontology annotation, cellular component: membrane; endoplasmic reticulum. Gene Ontology annotation, biological process: N-glycan processing; carbohydrate metabolic process.
GGCUCCGUGGCCGCUGGGAGGCUGCGGGGCAGGAUAAUGGCGGUUGGGGCGGACGGCGGCUGGCGGUUGGGAGCCGUGCGCGCGCCGGGCGCUGCGUCCUGAAACCGCCGUUAUGUACUCGGCGCUGCCGCCGCCGCCGCGACGGGACUUCAUCUCGGUGACGCUGAGCCCCGGGGAGGCGGCGGGGGCAGGCGGCUACAACAACAGCAAGGCCUGGAGGAGGCGCUCCUGCUGGAGGAAAUGGAAGCAGCUUUCUCGACUACAGCGGAGUGUAAUUCUCUUCCUGUUUGCCUUCUUGGCAGUCUGUGGAGUCAUUUCAUACACAAACAUGGGGGAACAGUGGAAAAGUCUAACGAACAAAUCCUCAGAAGAUCAGAACACAGAACUAGAAAUCCCUGGAUUGAAACCAGCAAAUCCAGCUGUUUUACCAGCACCGCAGAAAGCAGAUGCCAACUACCCAGAGCUUUCACCUCAGAAACAUUCAAAGCUGCUUCAUGUCCGACGUGGUCCUCCUAAUCUGCAGAUCAGACCUCCACAGAGAGAUGCAAGGGUAAAGGCCCAAGAUGUUGCUGGCAAGACUGAGGAAGAAGCUGGCCAGGCUGAUAAAGAAGAGAAAACAGAUAAGUCCAUUAUUAGUUGGAGAGGUGCAGUGAUAGAACCUGACCAAAGCACUGAACCUCCUUCCAGUAAAAUAAAGGAACCAGAAAAACCAUCAUCUGUGGAAGUGGAAGAUCAGAAAGAGCCAGUGCCCAUAAAUGAACGUCAGAUGGCUGUGCUAGAAGCAUUCCGCCAUGCAUGGAAAGGUUAUAAAGAGUUUGCCUGGGGACAUGAUGAACUGAAGCCUUUGUCCAAAUCCUACAGCGAGUGGUUUGGACUCGGUCUUACGUUAAUUGAUGCUUUGGAUACCAUGUGGAUUUUAGGCUUAAAAGAAGAGUUUGAAGAAGCAAAGAAAUGGGUGGCAACUGACUUACUGCUUGAUAAGAAUGUGGAUGUGAACCUCUUUGAGAGCACCAUUCGUAUUCUGGGGGGUUUGCUGAGCGCCUACCACUUAUCUGGAGAUAGCCUCUUCCUGGAAAAAGCUAAAGACAUUGGGAGCAGGCUUAUGCCAGCAUUCAACACACCAUCUAAGAUACCAUACUCAGAUGUAAACAUUGGCCGAGGCACUGCCCACCCACCUCGUUGGACGUCUGACAGCACCGUGGCAGAGGUGACCAGUAUUCAGCUGGAGUUUAGGGAGCUCUCUCGUCUCACUGGAGAUGAGAAAUUCCAGAAAGCAGUAGAUGCGGUGAUGAAGCAUGUACACUCUCUCUCAGGGAAGAAUGAUGGGCUGGUGCCCAUGUUCAUAAACACCAACAGUGGGCAGUUCACUCAUCUGGGUGUCUACACUCUGGGAGCCAGAGCUGACAGCUACUAUGAAUAUUUGCUCAAGCAAUGGAUCCAGGGUGGGAAGAAAGAAAAUGAACUGUUGGAAGAUUACAUGAGAGCUAUAGAGGGAGUGAAAAAGCAUCUACUUCGGACAUCACAACCCAAGAAGCUUACUUUUGUAGGUGAACUUGCUCACGGCCAUUUCAGUGCCAAGAUGGAUCAUCUAGUUUGCUUCUUGCCUGGGACGCUGGCUCUUGGCGCUCACAAUGGGCUGACUGCUGAUCACAUGGAGCUGGCCAAAGCCCUCAUAGAAACUUGUUACCAGAUGUAUGCUCAGGUAGAGACAGGCCUGAGCCCAGAGAUUGUACACUUCAAUCUCCAUGCACAAAAGGACCGCAAGGAUGUGGAGAUCAAGCCUGCAGAUAGGCACAACCUGCUGCGACCUGAAACUGUGGAAAGCCUGUUCUACCUGUACAGAUUCACGGGGGAUAAGAAAUACCAAGACUGGGGCUGGGAGAUCUUGCAGAACUUCAAUAAAUAUACACGGGUUCCUUCAGGUGGUUAUACUUCCAUUAACAACGUCCAGAACCCCAGUAACCCAGAGCCGAGAGAUAAGAUGGAAAGCUUCUUUCUUGGGGAAACGCUCAAGUAUAUGUUUCUGCUGUUUUCGGAUGACGUAGACCUAAUCAACCUUGACAAAUAUGUAUUUAACACAGAAGCUCACCCCCUUCCUAUCUGGGCACCAGCAUAGAAGUACUAUGUGAACCUUCAGCAGCGGGCUGUUACUUUGAGUCACUUUACUGUGCAGGGUUUGAACUGGGAUAGCAGAGAAUUGCUCUAUUUACCCUUUCUUGGUUUUUAAAAAAAUUGGAAAAGCAUCUCUGAUUUAGAGAAAUCUGUCAGUCUUAAAUCUCUGUGCUUUAGCUCGGGGAUGGACAACCUGUGCACACUAUACUGCUUUGCCUGGAUUUGAUGCAGACAUCAUGGUUGGGGAAGCAAUUGCAAUGUGGACCCUGAUGUUAAUAGGUUUCUGAGCAACCAGUGACUCACUCAUGCCAUUCUCUGUAGAUUUUGGUUAGAUUUCAGGACAGCAGCAAGUUGUCUUAUAGCACAGGAUUGUCUCUGGAGAGAAGGAUGUACUGAAAAGUUUUGACUCCAGCUCAUUCCAUGGUAUGAGCCUGUAAUAUCUCCAUGGGAUAUGGGAUGUGGAGUGGACAGAGAACUGUACCAUUGUCCCAGUAAAAAUGGGGAUGUCAGUAAUAUUGCUGACACUUUGAUCUCAUUCCAAAUCAAUGAGCUGUGCAGCAUUAUGUCUGAAGAGAGAAGUUAUGUUACAAAAACAUCUAUAGUACAGCAUCUGAAUUUAUUGAGCUGUGGCUAAAAUGAAUGAAUGGUGGCAAAUUGAGUACAGAACUUGCUGCUGAUUUAGUUCAAAGUGGUAUACAAUUUUGUAGAUGUAUUGCAAUUUUUUUUAACUUAUCUGCAGGAAUGCAGGAGACAAUGUGAAAAGCAAACAAUAUACAUACAUGCAUUUAUAUUUAUAUAUAUUUGCAUCAGUUAGACUCAGGUAUUCUGACUGAAAGCUGCUUUGCGAGGUUGAGCUACAGAAAAGCUGGUGAGCACAUUAGGUGUAAUUCAAACUCAACUUUCUCAGAUCUUGGAUUUUAAAAAUGUUAUGUUGGAUCAGUGAGGCUUGUUGUUGUACAGAGUAAUUCCUACUAUUUGUCUUACUAUGGAUUAACAAGGAGGGGUUUUCAAUUCUUUUUUCUUCUUCUUUGAAGUACCUUGCUUGAAAGUGUUAUGUUCCCCUGUAGAAUUAAAUGCAGAUGGUCUGAGGGUCUUCUGACAUGGAUUCAGAAUGUGGUCCUAGUGAGAGGGUCUUCCCUCUCACUAGUACUGCCAGUAGACUUGCUGAGAGCUGUUUGGGUGCUUUGAGGAGAAACUAGACCUACUAUC